AAAAGAGAAAAAAGAGAGUCCCUUUUCGUAUAUUAUGAGCUAGCUAGGUCUUUGUGGUGUUUUUGUGCUCGGUCUAUUCGAUCGGUUCGAUCAUCGGUCAUCAUUGCUGUGUGUUUCGGGGGGGAUAGUGUAGUUUAAAUAAAUGAGCUCGAUAGAAACACGAAAGAGAGAAACAAACGUUCGAAUUGGCUCUUGUUUGUUGCUUGGGUUUUUUUUUUGUUGUCUAUAGUUUUUCCCCUUGGCAAAGUUAGAGAACCAUUUUUUUUCCUGCUGGUCUCACAACAACAAUCAUCAAACAUUGCUGUUUUUAUUAUUCGACCGAAUACAACUAAGUGUAGUGUUCCAUUGUGGGGCACACACACAAUCGUCAAAAAUUUAAAGCUAUCCUUUGUUUUCGAACGACAACACUGUGUUUGAUUUGUCAUAUACCAAAGUUAACGAGAAAAAAAAUUCUGUGCUUCAAAAAGUGUUUUGUGUCCAAUUUCUUUUUCGACUUGAUGAUACUCUUGAAAAGAGUGAUCGAUAAUUCUUAUCGGUGAAGAAGAAGGUUUCAUAUGAUGAUGGUAUCAAAUGCUCAAACAUCACGUCAUCACCAUCAAUCUCAUUUGAAUGCUCAUCAUACGCAUCCACAACCGCAGUCACAUCCAUCAUCACAGACAGCAAUGUUAUCAGCGGCAGCCGCUGCUGCUGCUGCCCAAUCUUAUUAUGCAUUAGCUGCGGUUACCUCAUCAACGACAAACAAUUCAGCAAUCGCAGGAACAUCAACAAAUUCGAUUCCAUCAGGUCCAACAAUGUCCUCGACACCACUUCUUGUGCAUCAUCCAGAUUACCAUCAACAUCAUCAUCAUAAUAACAAUAACAACCAUCAUACUGUCCAUUCAACGUUUGGUCAAAAUACCAAUAACCAUCACAUUAUCAGUGGUGGAUAUCAUCACCAUAAUCUGGUCAAUAACAAUCAUAUUCAUGAUUCUCCACCGACUGCACAAAUUCAUCAUCAGGUUAAUCACAAUGGUCAUCAUCAUUCAAAUUGCCACAACAAUGUUACUAAUGUGGAUUUGCCACCAGAUCGGCCUAUCGGCUAUGGAGCAUUCGGUGUUGUUUGGUCUGUCACCGAUCCUCGAGAUGGUAAGCGUGUAGCUUUGAAGAAGAUGCCAAAUGUAUUUCAGAAUCUCAUAUCGAGUAAACGCGUGUUUCGUGAAAUCAAGAUGUUAUCUUUCUUCAAACAUGACAAUGUAUUGUCCGCAUUGGACAUUCUUCAGCCGCCUCUCAUAAAUUUUUUUCAAGAAAUUUAUGUUAUUACGGAGCUAAUGGAAAGUGAUCUACAUAAGAUUAUUGUUUCUUCACAACCUUUAACUCCUGAUCAUAUCAAAGUGUUCCUCUAUCAAAUGCUUCGUGGCCUCAAAUAUCUACAUUCGGCUCGAAUAUUACAUCGUGAUAUAAAACCAGGCAAUCUACUUGUCAACAGUAAUUGUUUGCUCAAGAUUUGUGAUUUCGGUUUGGCACGCGUAGAAGAGAAUGAUCGUUCUCGUAAGAUGACACAAGAGGUCGUUACGCAAUACUAUCGAGCGCCGGAACUGUUGAUGGGAGCUAAAUACUAUCAUGAAGCUAUCGAUAUGUGGUCUAUUGGCUGUAUAUUUGCCGAACUUCUGGGUCGACGCAUUCUUUUUCAAGCUCAAACACCAAUACAACAGCUUGAAUUAAUCACUGAUCUUCUUGGCACACCAUCAUUGGACGAUAUGCGUUACGCCUGUGAAGCUGCUCGACUUCAUGUUCUACGGCAACCGAUGAAGAUACAUCGUCUGAGUUCAUUGGCCAAACUAUCUAAUCACGCCAAUAGCGAAGCUAUACACCUACUUUGUCAAAUGCUCAAUUUUAAUCCGGACAAACGCAUUAAUUCAGCAACAGCAUUAAACCAUCCAUAUUUAUCGGAAGGUCGCGCUCGUUAUCAUUCGUGUAUGUGCAAAUGUUGCUACACUGUUGGUGAUACACGUAGAUUUUGUAACGAUCUUGAACCCGUUUCUCCUCAUCCAUUCGACAAUUCAUUCGAAAAAGAAUUAACAUCUGUUCAGAUUGUAAAAGAACGUCUACACAAAGAAAUCAUGCAACGAUGUUUAGCAUCUAAUCAGGUGCCUCUUUGUAUCAAUCCAUUAUCGGCUUCAUUUAAAAAUUUUGCCAGUUCAUCCGUUGCUCAUCCAUCGGAAUUACCACCGUCGCCACAUUGUUGGGAAUGAUAGCGA
Messenger RNA from Dermatophagoides pteronyssinus (European house dust mite), 2237 nucleotides. It is a transcript of the gene nmo, whose product is annotated as serine/threonine-protein kinase nemo. Gene Ontology annotation, biological process: protein phosphorylation. Lineage: Eukaryota; Metazoa; Arthropoda; Arachnida; Sarcoptiformes; Pyroglyphidae. Gene Ontology annotation, molecular function: ATP binding; MAP kinase activity. The record is from RefSeq and is a predicted model, not a curated record.